Messenger RNA from Fusarium vanettenii 77-13-4, 2832 nucleotides. RefSeq lists its product as uncharacterized. Lineage: Eukaryota; Fungi; Ascomycota; Sordariomycetes; Hypocreales; Nectriaceae. Bases 1 to 2832 code for a protein of 943 amino acids. Gene Ontology annotation, molecular function: DNA binding. The transcript is spliced from 4 exons. The record is from RefSeq and is a predicted model, not a curated record.
AUGACCGAUCAUCAACCAUAUGUAACCAUUCGUUCGCGGAGGCCUGCUGAGGGUCCCGGUUCCAGGAGCACCGGACCUUCCAUGUCUGCUGCCCGGGCUUUUCCAAACCGUGGGAGAUCAUCUGCAAGAUACAGCAAUGUCCAAGUACUCUUGCUGCAUUGGAACUCUGAUGAUCUUUUUGUCAUUCCUGAAUUGGAGGAUCUGGAAAAGUGCCUGAGCGAGGACUAUGGUUUCAACACGGACAUUUUCGGUAUCCCCUCAGAGAAUUCUCACCUCGAGUUGAUGAUGCGCAUCGGUCAACUCAUCAAGGAACAUGAAUCUCAGGAUACAUUAUUUGUGGUCUACUACGGCGGCCAUGCUAGGAUCGACGAAUCCAGGCAAAGUACCUGGUGCGCAACUCGAGAGCCCAAUUCACCGUGGCUACAGUGGUCCGCAAUCCAGACCCUUCUUGAACGGUCAUUAUCGGACGUUCUCAUUCUCCUAGAUUGCUGUGCUGGUGCUGCCAGCGCGACAUUUCCCAAUGGCUCCAGCAUUACUGAGACAAUAUCGGCAUCGAGUUGGGAUGCCAUUGCCCCAGACCCUGGACGUUACUCGUUUACCAACGCCCUCAUCGAAGUUCUUCAAGAAUGGCGACUUAGAGCCUUCUCAGCUGCCAUGCUUCAUGCCGAAGUGCUCGCCAGACUCAAACACCCCCGCCCCAUUACCAUCAAUGGCAAAUAUUUCGAGGCUCGGUCAACACCGGUGCAUUUCAUGAUGACAUCCAACCACAAGGCACCCAGUAUCGAAAUGUCACGGAUGUCACCAGGCGAUAACUUGCCCUCUCCCGACUUGUUGCCAAUGCCAGCCAUGGGCCAUGAGACAGGCCGGGCCCCGGAUUCCGCUCCCGUCAACAGAAACGAUUAUAUGUUUACUGAACCCAAUGAAGAUACCCCUCACGUCAUGAUCUCUUUGGCUCUGGAGGAUGAUCAGAGACUAGACAUUAAUGCGUGGGAGCAGUGGUUGAGUGCCUUUCCUGCCAUGGCCAAAUACGUCAAGGUCCAGGGCGUCUUCAAGAGCCACUCGACGAUGCUUCUUGUGUCGAUGCCAGUUUCCAUUUGGGACCUUCUCCCCGAGGACCAUGCUACGUCUUUUGUUGCCUUCAUCCGUUCCAACAACCUCAUGACUCAAAAACCCCGCAACCAAUCUGUCCCAGUCUUUGUUCCUACAAAUCCAUACCCAACCGAGAACGAUGGCGCUUCAUUUGUCUCUGGCGUCUCUGGCACCACUUUCGCACCGACAGAGACUACUGGACUGGCAGGGCAAAUGGGUGCCUUUAGGGAUCCGGCCUAUGGCAGACAAACAGCUGGCCCAGUUGUUAGGACAGCUCUUUCGCCGAUCCAACAGCUCUCUCCUCUCUAUCCGCCAUCACAGCCUGGAUCGCCCUCACAGAGCGCCCCGUCACAGCCAAUGAGGUCUAUGCAUUCAACAACCUCGCUUUCUACAUUGCAGAGGCAGCAAUCAUCCUCUUCUCUGGGAUUUGGAGGAAGUUUGACAAGGCAGAUGAUCAUGAAUCAACAACAGGCUCUUCGACGCACUACAUUUGGAGCUGACGUUCCUGAGCCAAAGAAGUUCUCACCUCACGUCGAAAGGCGUCUUGAAGAAUACUAUCAAACGGAGCCACUGCCAAACGAUGGGCAAAAGGCGUUCUUCGCCUCGAAUCUCGGCGUCGAGCCCUGGCAUGUUGAGGUCUGGUUCCAUCACCGAAGAGAGAGGGAUGCGUUUGCCCAACGGUUCGCGUCACUCAGAAUCGAGGAUUCGAAAGUUCAAACUCACGAAGGACCACGCAUGAUAUUCCCCGCCAAUCUCAGUGAGCUUCUAGACAUGUCGUUGCCAGGGCAGACACUGCUCCUUGAUCUCCGAUCAUUAUCAGAAUACCAGAGAUCACACAUCAAGGGGGCGAUCCACCUGCGGGCUCCGCAAUCCUUCUUACGGCCUGCAUCUCUGGAUAUGAUUGAGCGGGCCUUUGCCGAUGCACAGAGCAGGAGGACAUUCUCUCACUGGCAGCGGGCAAGGACCAUUGUCUUUUAUUCGCGUGGUCUUGAAACUCCAUGGGAAUGUCCGUCAGCCGAAAUCCUGCUGGAGAAGCUCUGGGCCUGUGGCUGGAAUGGGCACUGCUUCAUUCUAAAGGGCCAUUACCGUGAAUUCAGCGACUCGUUCGCGAAGCACAUCCACCGCAGCCAGGACACACAGGGCCUCGAAGGUGUAGGAGAGGCCCAGUCCACGGCAAUCACUAGCCAGGCUGACACACCAGUUAACCAACAAGAGUUUGCCAACCUUCUGUCUCGGCUAGAGAGGGAGGACCAGUUGCGUCAUCUAGGCACAUCGCCUGGGCAAAAUGAAGAACGCACCACGGCAUUGGAGGAGCACGAGAAGGAGUUGGAAAAUGAAUUCCAAGAUCGCUUCCCGGCAUUAUACAAGAAGGCACAGGACGUCCAUGGCCCGGUUGCUGGAAGGCCUGAGGAUGACAACUUUGUCACCAAGGCGCAGAUGGUAGAAUACCUGGACCGUGGCUUGACAAAGAUUCGAGACGCUCAGACACCAGGACCACCAGCGACAACUUACGAGCCUGGGCACUCCAAGUUGGCGACUGAUGGCUACUUUGACCGAGCAUACCUGGACCGAGAGUCGGACGAGUAUGUCGAGGUUGGUCGAAGUGAUGAACAAACUGGGGGCGAGGGUAGCCCCCAGAUGACAGGAAAGGGCAAGGAGAUCAGGGCAGCGCCAUCGCCAGAUGACAUUCCCAGGAGAGGACGUGGAGGAGGGAUCUUGAACAAGAUGUUUCGACGGGCAUAA